UUCGUUAAGAAGCUUCUGUCUCUGAAAGUCAGGUGUGAAAUGUAUAGCCACAUGUAAAACUCUCCGUGUCCAUGUGAUUUUGUUCAUUGAUUCUACUUUUUGUAAAAGAAGUCUGUUCACAUCCCAUUCCUCUAGAUAAAAACUCUAGAAACCAAAAGUUUCAGUAAGAAAUUCCAUUCCAAGAUCUAGUGCCAGAUUUCCUUCCUUACUAGGUUAGAUUUUCAUUUCCCCCAGGGUUUCCUUGUUCAGAGAUGUUCUUUGCUGCCCCUUGAAUGCUCUGAAAUUUCUUUUCUUUUCUCCAAUUUUCUGCCUUCUUCGUUGAUCAGAUCUAUGUGUGUUUGUUAGGGUUUGUUUUUGUUCAAAGUUGUUAGCUUUGUUGCUGGGUAUUUAGGGUUUUGUUUGUUCCUUCUCUUAUCUCAAUUUUCAGCGUCAUUACUGGUUGGGGUUUGUUUUGUAUAAUUCUGCUAUGGAUAAGGAUAAAUCUACAAACCACGGUGGAGGCUUACCACCUCCCUCAGGUCGUUUCUCGGGUUUUUCUUCGAGCGGGAAUCCGAGCACUUUCAAUGUGAAAACUGAGCCGGCUUCAUUGGCAGUCUGUUUUCCAAUGGCGGGUUCUAGUUCUGAAGCUGGACAUUUCUCCCACGGGGCGGAUUCUAAAAGGUUAAGCCAUGAUAUUAGCAAAAUGCCCGACAACCCACCCAAGAAUAUCGGUCAUCGCCGUGCUCAUUCCGAAAUACUCACUCUGCCGGAUGAUAUUAGCUUUGAUAGUGAGCUUGGGGUCUAGAAUUUUCAUCUUCUGCAGCUAUUAAAGGUGCAUUUGUCGUAUUUUACAUGGAUCCCUCUGAUUUGGACACCGUGAUUUGUGUGACUGCUACAUGAUCAUAGUUCAAGGUGCAAAAAAUGUCAUCAAUGCUUGCCGAGAAUGCAAAGUUAGACGACUUGUGUAUAACAGUUCUGCAGAUGUUGUCUUUGAUGGUUCACAGGAUAUACAUAAUGGUGAUGAAUCUUUAACAUGCCCUUGGAAAUUUCAGGAUAAGAUGAUUGACCUUAAAGCUCAAGCAGAAGCAUCGAUUGUGUUUGCCAACAAUAUUGAUUGUCUUUUAACAUGUGCACUUCGUCCUAGUAAUGUCUUUGGUCGUGGCAAUGCACAGCUUGUAUCUCUCUUAGUAAAUUUUGCAAAAUGCGGUUUGGCAAAGUUCAUUAUAGGAAGUGGUGAAAAUAUGUCUGACUUCACCUUUUCUGAGAAUGUUGCCCAUGCUCAUAUCUGUGCAGCAGAAGCUCUAGAUUCCUGGUUAGUCUCUGUGGCUGGAUAGGUCUUUUUCAUCACAAAUCUUGAACCUAUGCUGUUCUGGGAAUUUGUGUCUCUCAUACUUGAAGGCUUGGGAUUUCAAAGACCAUUCAUAAAAGUUCCUACCAGGAUAUUUUGGUACAUUCUUUUGGUUGUCAAAUGGAUGAAGGAAAAGUUGCACUUUAAAAAUCGUGGUGAUUCUACAUCAGCUCAUUACUUAGUUCAACUAGCCUCUCGCACCAGAACUUUUGACUGCACUGCAGCUAAAAGGCAUAUUGGAUACUCACAAGUUGUUUCCUUAGAAGAAGGUAUUACAUGAGAAGAAGGGCUUAAUUGCUUUGAUCCCAGAGUUCAAGGGUUUAACUGCAUCAAUUAAAGUUUAGGGGCUUAAUAGCGAUUCUGAGGUUAGUUCAGGGCUUAACUUAUGGUUUUGCCUUUAUUAUAUCCAAAAGAUUGGCAACAUGUUUACGAUCCUAUUUCCCUUGGAUUAGGUUUUUCAACAGCAUUUUAAGUGUGAUUAAUGACAAUUUAAC
This is a messenger RNA of Rubroshorea leprosula, 1821 nucleotides long. NCBI's taxonomy places the organism in Eukaryota, Viridiplantae, Streptophyta, Magnoliopsida, Malvales, Dipterocarpaceae. The record is from the annotation of a GenBank genome assembly.